AUGAAAACUAAAGAAAAAGUGGACAUCAGCCACAUCAGUGGGAAUAGUGUCGUUAAUGACAGCAAUCCUUCUGAAGGUUAUGGUGAUUACCAGUCGAGAGAGCAAAUAGUAAGUUUGGAAAGCAAAAGCCAAUUAAGCAUUGAUGACGGAGGCGAUGGACACUACCAUGUCACGCAUCCUACCUCAUACGCAGACACACUGUUGCACUUAUUCCGUGGCAACAUCGGCUCUGGGCUCUUAGCUAUGGGAGACGCUUUUAGGAAUGGAGGCAUCGUCUUCGCGCCAAUCAUGACAGUCAUACUUGGUGUCAUAUGCGUGCACGCUCAACAUAAUUUGCUCAAUUGUGCAGAAGAGAUGCAUAAGAAAACAAAACGGGAGAAGCCCCCAGGCUUCGCGGACACAGUCGCACUGGUGUUCGAAUACGGGCCAUCUAGGCUCCGGCCUCUCGCGCCUACUAUGAAAAUAUUAGUCAACACCUUCUUAUGUAUUACGCAAUUGGGUUUUUGUUGCAUCUAUAUUGUAUUUAUUGCUAAUAACGUUAAGAUGAUUUGCGACCAAUAUGGCGUCCACAUCGAUUUAUCUAUUCACAUGAUAUUUGUAGUUGUGCCAGUCUUACUCUUGUGUAUGGUGCGAAAUUUGAAGUAUUUGACACCAUUUUCAACCCUUGCCAAUGUUUUAAUGGCGGUGGGGGUUGGAGCGGUUUUGUAUGAGGCCACACAAGAUCUGCCUUCAGUAGAAUCCAGGGAAUAUAUAGGGACUUGGCAUCAACUACCCUUGUAUUUCGGUACUGCUGUUUACGCUUUUGAGGGUAUUGGCCUGGUAAGUCCGAGUCUAGAU
Molecule: messenger RNA, 837 nt
Organism: Brenthis ino (lesser marbled fritillary)
Lineage: Eukaryota; Metazoa; Arthropoda; Insecta; Lepidoptera; Nymphalidae
Source: the annotation of a GenBank genome assembly